AUGGCCGAGAAGAAAAUCAGGACUCCAGAUGAGAUUGAAUCAUUUGAUCCUGCGGCCGCCAACGAAGCGCUGCAGGAAGGCAGUGUGCUCAAACACGUGAGCAGUACCCAUGAUGCCGUUUUUGGUGAAGUGACUGAGGGUGGACCCCAUUAUCGUAGCGUGGGAUGGCUUGGAACCGUUGCCUUGAUGCUGAAAACCCAGAUUGGCCUAGGGGUUCUCUCCAUCCCCGCAGUAUUCGACACACUCGGCAUUGUCCCGGGAGCCAUAAUCCUCUGUGUGGUCGCUGGAAUCGCUACCUGGACCAGCUAUGUAGUGGGUGUUUUUAAGCUCAACCAUCGCGAGGUCUACGGGAUGGACGACGCAUGCGGCUGGGCUGACUUUGACCAAGAUUGGAUUUUCGUUGCUGGAUCUGGAAUCCUCGGCGUCAACAUAGGUUUGAACGCGGUUUCCUCCCAUGGAGCCUGCACCGCGAUCUUUGUCGUGGUCGCUACUAUUGCUGGUUUCUUAUUAGCCAGCAUUCGCACUCUGGACAAGAUUAGUUGGUUAGCAUGGCUAGGAUUGGCCUGCAUUCUCGUCGCAGUUCUUCUUGUGACCAUCAGCGUCGGCAUUCAGGACCGGCCUUCUUUGGCGCCCCAGGUUGGCCCUCGGACCUCGGACUUCAGAGUGACCAACUCGCCCUCAUUUACUGAUGGGGUAUCGGCCGUCUCCUCCCUGAUUUUCGCCUGCUCUGCCACGCCGGCCUAUUUUCAACUCGCCGCCGAGAUGCGUGACCCCCGCUUUUUCACUCGCGCACUGGUUGUCAGUCAGACCUGCUCCACCGUUCUCUAUCUGGUGCUACCAAGCAAGUACAUCUUCGUUCGUCUCCUUCGUGGUUCGAGGCACCUAACCUCGAACUCCGUGGUUCACUGGUGUAUUUGGCUCGCGUGUACCCUGGGAGCGUCCAUCAUUGCGUACCUGAUUGCCAGCGGCAUUCCAUUCUUUAAAGAUCUCGUCUCGCUCAUCGGUGCACUGCUGGGGAUCUUCCUCGCGUACCAGCCGACGGGAUGUAUGUGGUUCUACGACAAUUGGCACACGCGCAGCCGCAGCUGGAGAUGGAUGCUCUUGGCCACCUGGAGUGUGUUGAUCGUCGUGGUCGGCUGUUUCAUGACCGUGGCCGGCACCUACGGGUCGAUCGUCAGCAUCGUUGACCCCCUGAGAGCGGACGGCGGCACGAAACCUUGGACUUGCGCGGAUAAUUCCAACUCCUGA
Molecule: messenger RNA, 1248 nt
Organism: Aspergillus uvarum CBS 121591
Lineage: Eukaryota; Fungi; Ascomycota; Eurotiomycetes; Eurotiales; Aspergillaceae
Product: putative amino acid transporter (Mtr)
Exons: 5
Coding region: 1-1248 (415 amino acids)
Biological process (GO): amino acid transmembrane transport
Cellular component (GO): vacuolar membrane
Molecular function (GO): amino acid transmembrane transporter activity
Source: RefSeq, a predicted model, not a curated record